Messenger RNA from Anastrepha obliqua, 1467 nucleotides. RefSeq lists its product as uncharacterized. The record is from RefSeq and is a predicted model, not a curated record. Lineage: Eukaryota; Metazoa; Arthropoda; Insecta; Diptera; Tephritidae. The transcript has 2 exons. The coding region runs from base 148 to 1029 and encodes 293 amino acids.
AAACAAAAAUCAAAUUAACUUCCUUGGUAUUCUCUAUCUUUCAUUAAAAUUUCUAAAUUUUAAAUAAAAAUUCAUUUUUUGGUCCACUUAAUAAUAAAAUAAUAAAAAUAAGUCUUCAUUUCAAAAUUACAAAUCAAAAUAGUUAAAAUGACAACCGAUUUUAAUUUGAAUCGUUUGAACUUGCCAAACAUGGUCGGCCGGCAGUUAAAUGGAGUUUCGCUACCCGUUAAUCGAUACUUUAGUCCUCUUGUUAUAUCGGAUAAACGUAAAGCUCUUGAGCAUAAACAACCCAUGCACAUGGCGAUGAGCACUUCCGUCACUGAUAUUGUUGCGGCUGUGCAUAACAACUUAAGAAGUACAACAGAACAACCCAAAAUCGCAGAGGAGAAACCAAAGUUAGUGAAAGAAACCGUGGCAGAGUUCUCGAUAGAAAAUCUCCCUGUGGUUGAAACUAAAAACGAUGCAAAAAGCAACAUUAAAAAGUUAAGAUUCCCACUGAACGAAACUUCCAUACCACAAAUUAAAGCAGCACGUGCUAAUAAACAACAACAACGCAUGCGCCGUAGUAUACUAAAACCUAGUGACUAUGACGAUCUAGUCAGUCAGAGGCGAAUACUUGAGGUAAGGGAGCAGAAACGCAUUUUAGAAGAUAUGCUUAUACAACACCAGCGUUUACAACGCGACCGACAAUCAAUCGAAAUGGAGAUACAAGCGAUGAGAGAACAUUUAAGCGAUCUACGAAACAAAUUGGAUGUCUCUUUAAAAAAAUUAACAACCAAACCAAUCGGAUACAAUCAAGUCUUACUAAAACCCAAAAUGGUUUCCAGGCCGCAAAAAUUUAAUCCUAUGUAUUCACGAAAGUUGCCAAUGGUGCCUGCUAAGCCACCUGCUCUACAUUCAAUAUUGAAAGUAUCAAAUGCCAUGCCAAAAUCAACAAAUCAAGUGGGAAAGCCCGCAAAGAGUCCAGCCCCAAAGAGACGAAGUCCAACACGUAAAUCGCCAAUUUUUUCGAAAAAUACGAAACGUUGAGAUGCACUCAUAGACAUACAUACAUAUUAAUAAAUGUACUUGUAAAUGGCUAUAAGCUGGUGAUACCGAAAAGGUAUUUCAGUAAGAUCACUGUAAUAAGCCUUUGUUGCUUAACGGUAAAUUGUCUACAAAUUGAAAGUCCACAUGAAACGGCCGAAUUAAUAUCGUGCAUAUGAGUUCUGUGAAGAGAAUGUGGCCUCUUUCCAAAGGCCGCGUGGGCGUACUUAUUGUAGCUUCUGAGUGCCUGAGACACAGCAUAUUGUUUGCUUUUUAGUUGCUAGGUAACUUUAAAAAAAUUGCUAAAAAUAGCAUAAUUUAAAAAUUAAAUACGCAAAAAAAUGUGCAAAUAAUAAUAGUUGUGUGCGUUAAGAAAAUUAGCCAUCAACUUAAAUUAAGAGCGUAAGUGAGAAUUGUCUCCGAAAUAGAAUAAAAAACGAA